Molecule: messenger RNA, 3476 nt
Organism: Dreissena polymorpha
Lineage: Eukaryota; Metazoa; Mollusca; Bivalvia; Myida; Dreissenidae
Product: wee1-like protein kinase 1-A
Exons: 10
Coding region: 286-2031 (581 amino acids)
Biological process (GO): protein phosphorylation; mitotic cell cycle
Cellular component (GO): nucleus
Molecular function (GO): ATP binding; non-membrane spanning protein tyrosine kinase activity; magnesium ion binding
Source: RefSeq, a predicted model, not a curated record
CGAGUAAACCGGAUCGAUUCGGCUUCAGCAAGAUCAAUAAUGUCAACGCUUGAGUGAUUCAUAGACCACGCCUUAGGCAUUGAUUGUCGAUAAAGACUAUACGAGCUAUCUGAUGUGUGAAGCCACGCUUGAAACGAGCAUUCUCAUUGGUUAAUUUUCUCACGUGAAUAACGGACCCGCCAAAUCUGAAAGGUGUAUAGCUUUUAUUUACGUUUGAUCGGUGGAUUUUAAAUAUUAAUGUGUAAGUGAUUUUAACAUUUUGAUCAGUGCCUUUAUUAUGUGAUCAUGUCAUUGUGCAAACCAAAAUUUGGAUUAAAGCGAAAAGCGUUCAUGAAACGCCGUGAGGAGAAUAUUAUUAGAACAUUAACGUAUCAGGAUUCUGAUGAAGGUAGUGGUCCCGAGGCAGAAGAUUCAAGUUUAGGAUCUAGCCCGCUGUGUUCCCCAGAAAGGCGAUCAGUGAACACCAGCACUCCUUUUGACCAGCCACCCGAGUUCUUGGAACUAGACAUGCCGGACUACAACCUGAUCGCCAGUCCGAAGUCCACUCGGCGGUUUCAAAGGCGACGGGCGCGGUGCUCCCCAAUGUUUGGCCUGGAGGAGGUUGAGGAGGAGGCACAACAGGUACCCGGAUCUGAUGCCACGAGUCCCGAGUCCGAGAACUCGCCUCCGCACAGGAAACUGCGGGCUCUCAGACUCUUUGACACACCACACACCCCGAAAUCACUGCUUGAAAAGGCCAGAAAACGACGCCCAACUGGAGACAAACCAAAGAUUGCAGUGGACAGACCGCAAGCAAACGUGAAUCCAUUUACACCGGGUCCAAACACGGAUCAGAACGACUCUGGCUAUUGUGGUAGUGGGAAAAGAACCCGAUCAGAUCUAGAGAGAAGCAUUCUCGAUGACUCGAUGGAAGAAGAAUUGGACAUAGAUAUGCCUGCAACCAAGAAACUGGCACUUCAUGAAAUCAACACAUCUCGGUAUAAUGAGGAAUUCCACGAAGUUUGCAAACUUGGCGAUGGUGCAUUUGGAAGCGUUUAUAAAUGUGUACAUCGGCUAGAUGGCUGCACAUAUGCGAUCAAGAAAUCCAAGACUCCUGUUGCAGGCAGUGUAUAUGAACGCAAUGCGAUGAAUGAGGUAUAUGCACACGCUGUUCUUGGAAAGCAUCCACACGUUGUAAGAUACUACUCAGCCUGGGCAGAGGAGGACCAUAUGUUCAUCCAGAAUGAAUACUGCAAUGGAGGCAGUUUGGCAGAGUAUGUUGAGGACCACAGGCGGACGGGCCAGCACUUCUCUGAAGUGGAGCUGACCCAGAUCUUGUACCAGUUGGCCCAGGGACUACGCUACAUCCACUCACAGAACCUGGUACAUCUCGACAUCAAGCCAGGUAAUGUGUUCAUUCAUCGCAACCCAAAGUUGAUGCAGUCCCCUGAGAGUGGCCUGGAGUCUUGUGAGGAGGAUGAAGAGUUUGAUGAACCAAUCAUCUACAAGAUAGGUGACCUGGGUCAUGUGACGUCCAUGUCCAACCCCAGCGUGGAGGAUGGGGACUGUCGCUAUCUGGCCAGCGAGAUCCUAGCAGAGAACUAUGAGCACCUCUCCAAAGCAGACAUCUUCUCCCUUGGACUCACCAUUUACGAACUGGGAGGAGGAGGCCCUCUUCCCAAGAAUGGCGAGGCGUGGCAGGCAAUACGUCGUGGGGAGCUUCCUGAACUGUCACACUACACCACGGAACUGAACUAUCUACUAAGGAGCAUGGUGAAGUGUGACCCCCGUGAGCGCCCAACUGCCCUGGCCAUCACUCAACACCCCGCCCUGUGCCCCCAGGGAAAGAAGUCAAGGGCCCAGCUCAGAAAGGAACUCAAUGAAGAACGCUUCAAGAACCAGCUGCUGUCCCAGUAUGUAAAGAAACUUGUUGAAGCCACACAAUGUCUGACACAAAAUACCACAAAGUUUGCCUUUCCGAAGUUGACUGUUGGAAACUCGAGGUUGAUAGGAAACAAGAUGAAGCGUAGCAUGAGCAUGACUGCAUUCUGACUUUAGCGGCUAACAACCAGCGUUUGAAUACCAGCUCCGUAGUGUUACAUUAAACACUAUUUAUGACUUAGUGUUACCAUCUUCUUUUUCGCUUCAAAAGAUUAUAUUUUUUUACUGUUAUCUCUGUAUUAAUUGGUUUUGUCAUCACAAUUUUUGGUAAAACAUUGAAUAGUUGUGUGUGCAAAAUACUAUUGCUAUGAAGUUUAGGGGCAUUACAGGAAGUCGGCAGCAGUAUUGAAAGUCUGUGAUCUGUCUAGGAAUCUUACAAUUUGUAAAUACCAGACUGUAAUAACCUGUGUACAUACAAGGUGGCAGUGCUUCCAAUGAAAUGUGUUCAAUACAAUCGUGUGCUAUAUUGAAAUUGUAAAGCAAAAUAUUGUCUAUUUACUACAGACUAUUAUAUACUUGGUUGAAUCAGGCGUGUGUCAGUGUGUGUGUUUAUGAAUUUGUUUACAUAAAUCAGUUAAAAAAAAUUAGCCAAACAAUUUUUGUUUGUUUCAUUAUUGUGAAACAAAUCUAAUGUUAAAAAUUAUUUUUAGGUAACCAGAAUAGCAAUGCCAAUGUGAACAAUUAUUUCAAGGUUUAUUCCUAGUAUUUCAAGUUUAAGUCCUAGUGUCAACAAAAAUGAUUAUCAUUAUAUCUGCUUUGCCUGUGUAGAAGUGUUUGUGUCACAAUUGAGCUGUUUUAAUGAUGGUUCAUGUAGAUUGUUCAUUUUAUAAAUGGUGUGUCUGGUUUGCAUCUGUUUCUAUUUUAUUGACUUUUUAAGCUUUAUAUUUGAAUUUACUAUUUUUUGUAAUGAAUGAUCUACAGUGAAAAAUGUUGGAGAGUUACUACAAUUUUAUUGUUGGUUUUUGAUGAAAUUCCUGUUUUAAGUUCUUUGUAAUCAAUGAUAAAAUUUUAGAAAGCAUCUCAGCAUUUUUACCUGUUGAUAUUGCAUAAAAGUUGUCGUUGGUUGUACAUGGACAUGCUUAGUAAUCCAUCAUGGAUAAAGAUCAAGCAGUUCCAGAUGUCAUCUUGCUGUAUGGUUGUAUGGCUGUUACCUAACCGAUAACAUUGCCCUUUUAAAGUGGCCCCACAUUUACUUUUCCAAUGGUGUAUUUUCAGAAAAAGAAGUUACAUUAUUGACAGUAAUUGUUUGUUUCUAAUUUUCAUUAUAGGUUUGUUUUCAUAAUUGCUUACUGCCAUCAUGAAAUCAUAUUUUGAAUUUAGUUACAGGGGCAGUUUAAUUGGAUGAAUGUGAAUGUUUCUAUUGUUGUUCUUUAGUUUCCAGGCUCUGCUAUUGUAUCUCACAUGUCUUGAACCCCACACAGAUAGGGGUAAUCAGUGCUCUUUGAUUGUAAAGAUUGUAGGAUUAUUUUGUGAAUAUUUUUGUGAUAAAAUUGUAAGCAUGUAAUUAUGGUAUAAAAUUGUGUAAAUAAAAGAAUACAAUAAAGAUAAGUAACCUA